AUGAAAUCGCGACCUGUCGCAACAGAACAAGUUUGCCGGUUUUUUAAAUCUCCGCACGAACCGCUCGCCGCGCACCUGUCAGUCGCCGUUUAUAUUUGCUGCCGAACUGACGUACAUUUGAAUAAGUUGAAUUGCAGUAUCUGCUCAUUGAAAAUUACAAAAAUGUUGUACAAAUUUGCUAUUGUUUCAUUUUGUUUCUGUGUCACGUUACAAAAUAUAGGUUCGUUGGCGGAAAUGAAAUCGGAACAAACCACCACAAAUACUGCACUCGCAAAAUUAGUAAAAAUGUUUUCUAAACCUGGUGCAUUCAAACAGAUGAAUACACUUCUUGGUGAGAGUUCCAGCGAGGAGACUUCCACAUCUUGUCCACUGGGUGAAGAUGGUCUAGAAUGUCGAAGAGCCGAGGCGCGAAGAUCUGUGGAUUGUCCCUAUGGAGAUUGUUACUGUGGUAAUUGUGCAGUUGCUGGGCCUCAUAUGUGGUCAACAUGUUGUCGCGAAAGUUUAAAAUGCUGUUCUCAUUUGGCAGCAGCAUGUAGGACCUGUGAUCAUCCCUCUCUGUACCCAUUUUGUGCCAAACAUUUCAAAAAAUGUAUAAAUCACAUGAAUGAAAAAAAACAGAAGUAAAUCUAACAAUCGAUCAUUCAGUUUUACUAUAGUUUGUGUUUGAAUUGCAUUCAGUUUGAGAAUGUGUAUUACAAUUCAGACACAGACACGAUCCUGGGAUUUAUCAUGGAGUUGGUUUACCGAUACAAACUUGGGAAAAUAGAAUUCCUUGCCAUAUUUGACACUCCAUAUUACAUUACUAACUUUGAGUUAAACCACUUUGUAAUUGCCCAAGUAGGGGGCUUACUAAAUUAGAAGUCGAACUGGUUACGACUAUAAACAUUGCCCUGUAGAGAAGGUUGUACAAUCAAACCAGAUGAUCAACAUUUUCUACUUUAGAAUACGUGAUAUAUCUAGCAUAUGAUUGGCUUGGAAAAGAAGUACAAUCAACUUUACGAUGAUUAUUAUUUUAUAAUAAAUAAAAUAUCUUGGAUCUUCAAAAGGCAUGAUUAUAGGAAACUCUUUUACACGCUGUUCAAAUAUCUGACUAUGAGUAGAAAAAAUAAAUGUUCUGAUCUAUGGGUGACAACCUGCAGACAUUUUACCUUGUGUAAUAUUAUAAAUAUGCAUAAUUAUGAAUAAUAUAUUGAAUCAAAAAAAGAAAUAAAAGUUUUUAAAUAAAUACCAAUGUUUAAAUACAA
Athalia rosae (coleseed sawfly) is the source of this 1244-nucleotide messenger RNA. RefSeq lists its product as uncharacterized. The coding region runs from base 1 to 624 and encodes 207 amino acids. NCBI's taxonomy places the organism in Eukaryota, Metazoa, Arthropoda, Insecta, Hymenoptera, Athaliidae. The transcript has 3 exons. The record is from RefSeq and is a predicted model, not a curated record.